Molecule: messenger RNA, 3933 nt
Organism: Drechmeria coniospora
Lineage: Eukaryota; Fungi; Ascomycota; Sordariomycetes; Hypocreales; Ophiocordycipitaceae
Exons: 2
Coding region: 1-3933 (1310 amino acids)
Biological process (GO): mitotic G2 DNA damage checkpoint signaling; mitotic DNA replication checkpoint signaling; activation of protein kinase activity
Molecular function (GO): anaphase-promoting complex binding
Source: RefSeq, a predicted model, not a curated record
AUGGCUUCGUCGCCAUCGCCCUCCCCCGCCUCGCGAGGCCCAUCUCCCGAGCGAUUGACCCCCCGAUCCAAGAUCAAAGCCCUGCUCGCGACGGUGGGAAGCAGUGAUGACGAGGACGGGCUGGUAUCGUUGGCUCGAAGGGAGGGAAGCAGCUCUCGCCGAUGCACACCAAAAGCACAUGCCCAGGAUGAUUCGGAGGAAUCCGACGUCACCCUUCGGCCUAGAGGGAAGCUCGCGUCCCGAAUGCGAAGGAACUCGGCAGCCAAAGAUUCCAAUUCCAUGGAGCCUGCGGCCGAGAAAGCGGCAAGGCGUGUCGAAGAAUUUCGGGAACGUGAGCAAGCGGAGGCCGAACCCGAGGCAAGCGGUGGUGAGGCGGCAGACAUUGACGAUGACGACGACGAACUACCCGUCGCUCCUAGACGUUUGAAGCGACGGGCCACUCGGCAGUCCACACCAGGCGUCACGGAGAGGUCUGCCACUCGCUCUCCGAGUCCCGGACUCUUCGUUUCGUCUCCAGUGCGGCCUUGUCCGGAAACGAGCAUCGAGCAGGGAUCCGACUCCGACGCUGAACUGCCAGCCCUCAAGUCCGAUCGCUUCAGGGCCCUUGUCGAACGCAAGAAACAAGAACGUCUGGCGCGUGAAGCAGCCGAUGAAGCCCUGAAAGCCGAGAAACGAGCGCGACAGGAGAACCUUGCCUCAGAACUCGAACAGCUGGAAUCGGACGACUCUGGCAUCACCGACGACGAAGCCGGACGCAAGCUGACGCAAGGGGAUCGACCGUCACGAAAGGCCAGCAAGAAGGCCAUGGAAGAUAUUAAUCGGGAGACGCAGCGUAUGGCGAGAAACAUGCAGCUCACCCACGAGGCGCGAACGAGGAAGAAGAUCACCAAGGCCAGCCUAUUUGCAAAGUUCAACUUUCGGCCUGCCAGCAUCGCACCGGAACCCAAGAAGCACAGUUCCAGCCGGCCAUCCUCACCAGUUUCCGACGUGGACAUGAAGGAUGUCGAAACGCCGCCAAGCUCCCCGCCCGCCGCGAAAGCUACGAGGCAUUCGCCAGCUGAGCAUGCCACCGAUGCCAAAGAGCAUAACUCUGACGAGGGGCUUCCCUGCCCAGAUGAUGUCGUGAACUCGUCACAGCCUUCGGACAAAGUGAAGGGCAAGAGCAAGGACACGGCUCCAUCCAUCGACCUUGACAAGCCUGCCACGAAACCCCAGCGGCGCGUUCGCGUUCAAUUAUGCAUGGUGAAUGCGAACAACAAGGUUACCACUGUCAGCUCUGACGAAGACCUUCUGGUUACUCGGACUACCAAAGAAAGGACCAACGCCGUCUUCGACCGCAUUCCGGCCAACGUGGACAGAGAAUCGCGCUCUUUGAAAGCCCUUCGAGCUCUGGCCCAAGUCAAAUCGCCAGGGAAAAGCAGCCGUCGCGGUGAUGACCACGCAACCAUGACUUCAGGCGAGCUUCAAGCCCAGCUCUAUCUGAAGGCCAGACAGCAGGCUAAGCUUGAGCGCGAGAACCGGCUUGAUUUGCUCAAGGCUCAAGGAAUCAUUGUCCCGACUGCCGACGAGCGCGAACGCCAGGAGCAAGAAGUAGAAGACCUCGUUGCCAAGGCCAGAAAGGAGGCUGAGCAAAUCAUGCAACAAGAGCGGGCCGACGCCAAGAAGGACGGGCAGGCCAAGGGCGAGGUAGACCCUCUAGCUUGGGACGACAGCGAAGAGGAUGAAGAGUACCAGGACUCGACCAACGAAGCGGAUGUUGAGGAGUCUGCCAUUGAACUCUCUGGUUCCGACGAAAGCGAGGAUGAGGCCGAGGACGAGGAAGAGGCAACGGUGGAUGAUGUUAAAGUGCUUUUUGACGAGGACGCCGAUUCGGUAUGCUCCGAGGCCGAGCCGCAAACCAACCACGACAGCAAGGAGGAUUCUGGCGGCGAUGAUGACGGUGAGCUCCCUGCUCUCAAACAAAGACGGCCUCGCAACCACACUGCCAUCCUCUCCGACGACGAAGCGGAGGUUGAGGCAACGCCGCGACCCCCGAGAACGGUUUCCCACACGACCCCUGGAGCACCCAAAACGGUCUCACCGGCCGUUCCCACCUCGGUUCUUCGCUCAGCCAGGAAGACAUUUAUUCCUGGGCUACCUGUUCAAGGUGCCGCAGGUCUCGGCCUGACGCAAAUAUUUGCCGGAACUAUGGAUGACAGUCAACCUGGCUCCUUCUUGGCACCGACUCAGUCCAUGAUGCCCGACUUUGACCAUUUCCCCGACUCCAACUUCUCGGCUACCGCGAACGAAGGUGGGGAAGACGUUAUCAUGAAUUCGCAAUGGGAUAUGACCCAAGGCGCGACACAAGCGCAAGAGAGCCGCUCAGUGCCGUCACCGUCUCAAAGGUGCGGCGUUGAUGGCAUGACUCCUGGCGACGCCAAUACACAAACAACCGAGAUGAUGGACCUUUCCCAAGACGGUGGACUGGCGACGCAUACUCCCAUCAGGGACAGAUUUGUCGAACCUCCGAUUUCUACGGUUGAAACUGUAGCCGCUGAUCAGAACGGCGACGCAACUCACGAAUCGCCGCUUGUUCGCCGGGGACGACUCCGUCAAAAGAUGGCGAUGCUAGAGGUCGAGGAAACCACCUCUGCUGUUGCCGACAAGGCUGCGGAUAACGCCUUCGGCGUCAUGGCGGAGCACGCAAGGAAGGGGAAAGGAAAGCGGCUCGUCGACAACUUUGAUCGGAAAAAGACCAAAGCCAAGGAAAUGGUGGAGGAACAGGCCGACGAAUCCGAAGACGAGUACGCCGGUCUUGGCGGUGCCGAUGGCGAGGACAGUGACAAUGAGUCGGAGGGGUCGGUGCAAGAAAUCAUCGACGACGAAGCCGGCAACGACGUUGAUGAAGGCAAGCUGGCAGCCUUUUAUGCAAGUGACCGGGCGCGAGCCAGCGAUGAAAAGGAGGUGGAAAAGCUAUUCAAGGACAUUACAACGGGUAUGCUGCGUCGCAAGCGCGGCGCAGACUACGACCUCUCCGACUCGGACGACGGCGGCGAGGCGCGCAGGAGAAUGAAGCGUCGGCAGUUUGCCAAGAUGCAAAAGGCCCUAUUCUCCGAUGAGCGCGUCAAGAAGAUGGCCGAAAACCCGGGCAACCAGGCCUUCCUCCGCACCAUCGAGGACCACGGCAGCGACGACGACAUGGACAUGCUCCACGUCGUGGACGGAAACGUGGAUCAGCCACAGUCGCAGGAUGAUACUUCGUCGCAGCCGUCACGGGUGACGACGACGAUUCCUGACAGCCAGCCUACCGAGCACCGGGCUCUCGCCGCUUCCGGAGCGAACAGCAGACCCGCGGCGCACAUGCGACGCACCAAGGAUGGGAGGAAGCCGUCGAAUAUUGGCGAGGUGCGCGAGACGCUCUCCAACCUCCUCGAAGAGCGCGAGGGGUCCAUCGUUCCGGCAACACAGGCUGGAUCCGACAGCGAGAGCGAGGGUGAGGCUCUCCGCAGCGACAAGGAAAACACGACAGCAAGGGCCAAGUCCUCCGAGGCUGUGGUGGACCGCAUAAGGCUCAAGCGCAACGGCUCGUCGGCCUCGUCGGCGUCAGGGUCGCGCCUCGCUUUUGCCGCCAGCGCAAGCAGCUCGUCGUUCAAGGUCCCCGCGCUGCUUCGACGGGCGACGACCAACUCGUCGCUCAUGUCCGGGUCCGGCAACAGCAGCGGCAGCAACAGCCCGUCGACGGCAGGAACUACCACGGCUGGCGGCUUCGGCGACGAGGCCAAGAUCAAGAAGGGCGCUGGGAAGAAGAGCGGCAUCGGCGGUUUCCACCGCGAGACGGAGCAGCGGGCGAUGAUGAAGGAGAGCGAGCGAAGGAGAGAGCAGAAGAAGGUCAAGGGGGCAGUGAAGAGGGUCGGCAUGGUCGGGGGGCUGCUGGGCAGGGGGUCUUUCGAGUGA